GGUUAGUUGGUCAAGACUGCAGGGGUAGAAGUCACAACACAACGGCUGUUUUGUGAUGUGGCAUUUUAAUCUAAAGGACUAGCUACUCAUUAUGGAGAUAUUUCUAAAGUUACUGCUAACUUUAUACACACUGCAUCUGUCUGUCUAUUUUAGCCCAGUUGUGAAUGCAUCCAGGAGGCCAUGGACAGCUGCUUAUAACAGUGGGGCUGGGACAAGGAGGUCCAGAGCUGUAAACAGGCCGAUACCCAUCAACUGUAGGCUGGGGAGCUGGUCAUCUUGGACUCCUUGUAACUCCUGCACAGACCAAAAGGUCCGUUUCCGAUACUUGGAGAAGCCCUCACAGUUUGGCGGCACAGUAUGCAUUGACACACUGUGGGAAAAGUUGGCAUGUCCAACAGCAACAACACAGUGUCUGGUGACAGAUUACUGUGGAGAGAGCUUCACCUGCAAAGAAACAGGGCGCUGCAUCAGCCAGUCUCUUCGCUGUAACGGAGAGCCAGACUGUGAUGAUUUUUCUGAUGAAGAUGACUGUGAACACUUCAACCAGAGAGACGACAAGUGUUCAAAGCUAAUGCCGAUUCCUGGUGCUGAACGUGGCACUCAGGGCUUCAACAUCUUGACUGGAGACCUUGUGGAUCAUGUACUUGACCCGAGGUACUUUGGAGGAAAGUGUGAAUAUGUCUAUAACGGUGAAUGGAGGAAAUUUAUUUAUGAUGCGUUCUGCGAGAACCUGCACUACAAUGACGAUGAGAAGAACUACAGGAAACCUUACAACUACCAUACCUACCAGUUUGUGGCUGAAGCUACGUCAGAGGGCUCUCAAGAAUACUAUGAAGAUGUGGUGAGCCUGCUGAAUGCGAGGAAAACUAUGCAUUCUUCCAAUGGCGGCGUCUCCGUUGGGAUCUAUUAUGUUGAAGUGGGACUGAGUGGAAGCAGAGAAUCUGACUUUCUCAAGAACUUAACGCAGCAUAAAAAUCAGGACCUUGGGUUCAUUAGGCUUUGGUCCAAGGUGCAAACUGCCCACUUCAAGAUGAGAAGUAAUAAUCUGAUGCUUCAUGAAGAUUUCUACAUUUCACUCAUGGAGCUACCAGAGCAGUAUGACUUUGGGACGUACUCCCGCUUCUUCAGCACAUUUGGCACCCACUACGUCACAGAGGGAACGAUGGGGGGAACCCUCGAAUAUGUCGUGGUUGUCAACAAAACAGCUAUGGCAGAAUCAAAGCUGGAGGGUAAACAAGCUGGAAGAUGCUUUGGAGCCUCUAUCGGUUUAAGCUAUCCCUCCGCCGACGCUAUAUCAACAGAUCUAAAAGUGGGUGUGAAUCCAUGCAAUAAAAAAGGAUCAUUUAAUCAAGCCAAAGACUCUGAUUCAGCUGUCAUUGAGGAUAUUGUUACUUUGGUGAAGGGGGGAGUCACAGUCAGCAGCAGUGGCGUGUUGGCUAUCAGAAACCCGAACACCUACAGAAACUGGGGAGCAUCCCUCAAAUACAACCCAACACUCAUCGAAUACGAGAUCAUGCCAAUUUAUGAGCUAGUGCGCCUCAGCACAGCUGCUGACCAUGUCGGCACAAGGCUUGCCAACUUGCAGAGGGGUUGGGAAGAAUAUCUGCAGCAGUUUGACUCCUGUCGCUGCGCCCCCUGCAGGCACAACGGCAUCCCUGUCCUCACAGGUACCUCCUGUAACUGCAUCUGUAAGUUGGGCUACCAUGGGGAGGCCUGUGAAGAGACUCUUAGAAGAGAUGCAAAGACAGAUGGCUCAUGGUCUUGUUGGGGGACCUGGUCAUCGUGUGCAUCGGGGAGAAAGACUCGGACAAGAACCUGUGAUAAUCCUGCACCUGAUGGGGGCGGAGCAACCUGCCUAGGCUCCUCCUCUCAGACUCAGCACUGUUAAAGUCACUCGGGUUUCAGGGUUAUAAUGCUGAGCAUAAUAUGUGUGCUUUCAUGAAUAAAAGCUGCUCUUCCACAAUAAUUUUAUUUGUCUGAACUCUCAAAGAGAAAACAAAUUGUUUGCCUUUAUCAGGACACACAAUAUGAUGUAGUUUAUAUCAAGUAGCAAUAAAAUAUUUUGAUGUGAAGACUUUA
Plectropomus leopardus (leopard coralgrouper) is the source of this 2079-nucleotide messenger RNA. RefSeq names its product complement C8 alpha chain (gene c8a). The record is from RefSeq and is a predicted model, not a curated record. Gene Ontology annotation, biological process: complement activation. Gene Ontology annotation, cellular component: membrane attack complex. Lineage: Eukaryota; Metazoa; Chordata; Actinopteri; Perciformes; Serranidae. Gene Ontology annotation, molecular function: protein binding.